AUGAACGGUGUCAAGAAUAUGCAGGACAACUUUCGCAAUCCCAACGAUUUAGUUAGCCAGAUCGAGCAGCUCACUAAAAAGACGGCAGUGAUACCAAGUUUGGAGCAUCAACUGCAUGCUUUGAAGCAUCGAGAGAAAGUUUUCCGUCGGCAAUCAGCUAUUUUUCAAUCUGCUUCUAGUCUCGAUGUAUCGAACGCGAAAACAGACCACGAAACGGUUUCAAAACUAACUGUUGAAUUGGAAAGAGUCAGAUCUGAAUUGGAACGAACAACUGAAAUGAAUAUGGCCCAAAAAGAAGAGAUCAAAAGACAAAACAAGAAGAUUCUGGAAUUGAGUACUAAACCACAGAAACUGGUAGCUAUUUUCCAAGAAGAAAUGCAGAAAAAGGAUGAGUUGAUUCGAAAACUCAAUGAUGAAGUCGUUGAUCUUCGUGGCCAAAUCCGAGUGGUUAUUCGUGUCCGUGACUUCAAAAAGGAUCCAUCUUUCAACUUCCAAAUAACUAGCCAGAAUGAAGUCAAGUUUCAGCAGAACAAUUUCUCAAAUGUUUUCGCAUUUGAAAAUGUCUUCCAACCUGGUGCAAAUCAACCAGAAGUGUUCGAUGAUAUCAAAGAACUCAUUCUGUGUGCUCUUCAUGGAAAGAAUGUGAGCUUGAUCGCUUAUGGUCCAACGUCAAGUGGAAAGACCUACACCAUGAGAGGAGAGUCAGGUGAUGAGAAAAAAGGAGUCAUUCCACGUGCCAUACAGUUCCUGCUGGAACAGUCUAUGAAAGAACUGGCUGUAAUUGGUUGGACUUACAACUUCGAUGCGAGUUUCAUUGAAGUAUACAACGAGGAAGUUUUCGAUUUAUUGGAUGAUAAGAAGAAGUUGGAGAUGAAACAGACUACUACAGUUGGCUCGAAGAAAAUUCCAAUCAAUGAUAUGGCAGAUGUGACCGACCUUCUUGAAUUAGCCGACUCUCAAAGAUCCGUAGCUACUACAGCUUGCAACCAACACUCUUCUCGCUCUCAUGCCAUUUUCCAAAUUAAUAUUGACGGAGUUCACAAAUCUGGAGAAACCGUCAAGUGUUGCCUGAACUUAGUGGAUCUAGCUGGUUCGGAGCGAGCAAAAGAGUCUGGAGCACAAGGAAAACAGUUCACCGAACUAACAAAGAUCAAUCAGAGCUUGAGCACUUUGAAAAAAUGUAUUCGUGCUCAGAAGACAAAAAUGCCACAUGUCCCCUGGCGCGAGAGCAAGCUGACCAUUUUGCUUCGUGAUUAUUUGGGUGCUGGAUCUUCGAAGACUAUGUUCAUAGCUCAUGUCAACCCAAGUGACGCCUCGGAAACAAAAAGAACCUUGGAAUUCACAGCCGAUCUCCGUUCCACCAACAUAGGAAAAGCCACCGUUCAAACUGGACAAUGA
Messenger RNA from Caenorhabditis briggsae, 1398 nucleotides. It is a transcript of the gene Cbr-klp-17, whose product is annotated as Protein CBR-KLP-17. Gene Ontology annotation, molecular function: microtubule motor activity; ATP binding; microtubule binding. Lineage: Eukaryota; Metazoa; Nematoda; Chromadorea; Rhabditida; Rhabditidae. The transcript has 5 exons. Gene Ontology annotation, biological process: microtubule-based movement. The coding region runs from base 1 to 1398 and encodes 465 amino acids. The record is from RefSeq and is a predicted model, not a curated record.